GGAGGCAAGUUGCCUUUGAGCAACUCUCUCAGGAUCAACUGCCUCCCCAUCACAUUCCUUGCUCCAAAGCUGUUUCCUCUGCUUGUGCUGAGAGCUGAUGCUCAAGGCGCAUCGCUUUUCAAGAACUGGACCAUGAACAACUUUAUCCUCCUGGAAGAACAGCUCAUCAAGAAAUCCCAACAAAAGAGAAGAACUUCUCCCUCGAACUUUAAAGUCCGCUUCUUCGUUUUAACCAAAACCAGCCUGGCAUACUUUGAGGACCGUCAUGGGAAAAAGCGCACGUUGAAGGGCUCCAUUGAACUCUCCAGAAUCAAAUGUGUUGAGAUUGUGAAAAGUGACAUUAGCAUCCCCUGCCACUAUAAAUAUCCUUUUCAGGUUGUGCAUGACAACUACCUCCUGUACGUGUUUGCUCCAGACCGUGAGAGCCGGCAGCGCUGGGUGUUGGCCCUUAAGGAAGAAACAAGGAAUAAUAACAGUUUGGUGCCCAAGUAUCACCCUAAUUUCUGGAUGGAUGGGAGAUGGAGGUGCUGUGCUCAGAUGGAGAAGCUUGCAGUGGGAUGUGCCCAGUACGACCCAACCAAGAAUGCUUCAAAGAAGCCUCUUCCUCCUACUCCUGAAGACAACAGGCGAUCACUCCAUGAACAUGAAGAAACCCUGGUCAUUGCCUUGUAUGACUACCAAACGAAUGAUCCUCAGGAACUCACGCUACAGCGCGAUGAGGAGUACUACCUGCUGGACAGCUCUGAGAUUCACUGGUGGAGAGUUCAGGACAAGAACGGGCAUGAAGGAUAUGUGCCCAGCAGCUAUCUGGUGGAAAAGUCUGCAAAUAACCUGGAAACCUAUGAGUGGUACAAUAAGAGUAUCAGCCGAGACAAAGCUGAGAAACUCCUUUUGGACACAGGCAAAGAAGGAGCCUUCAUGGUACGAGACUCCAGGACUCCAGGAACAUACACCUUGUCUGUGUUCACCAAGGCCAUCGUAAGUGAGAACAACCCCUGUAUAAAGCACUAUCACAUCAAAGAAACAAAUGACAACCCCAAGCGAUACUACGUGGCCGAGAAGUAUGUGUUCGAUUCCAUCCCUCUCCUCAUCAAUUAUCACCAGCACAACGGAGGAGGCCUGGUCUCUCGGCUUCGCUACCCGGUUUGCUCCUGGAGGCAGAAAGCCCCGGUCACGGCAGGGCUGAGAUACGGGCAAUGGGUGAUCCAACCCUCGGAGCUCACUUUUGUGCAGGAGAUUGGCAGCGGGCAGUUCGGAUUGGUGCAUCUUGGCUACUGGCUCAACAAGGACAAGGUGGCCAUCAAAACCAUUCAGGAAGGAGCUAUGUCAGAAGAGGACUUCAUAGAGGAGGCUGAAGUCAUGAUGAAACUCUCUCACCCCAAACUGGUCCAGCUGUAUGGGGUGUGCCUGGAGCAGGCCCCCAUCUGCCUCGUGUUUGAGUUCAUGGAGCACGGCUGCCUGUCGGAUUACCUGCGCAACCAGCGGGGGCUCUUCGCGGCAGAGACCCUGCUGGGCAUGUGCCUGGACGUGUGUGAGGGCAUGGCCUACCUGGAAGAGGCGUGCGUCAUCCACAGAGACCUGGCUGCCCGAAAUUGUUUAGUGGGAGAAAACCAAGUCAUCAAGGUGUCGGACUUUGGGAUGACAAGGUUUGUCCUCGAUGAUCAAUACACCAGCUCCACAGGCACCAAAUUCCCGGUGAAGUGGGCUUCCCCGGAAGUCUUCUCCUUCAGUCGCUAUAGCAGCAAGUCGGACGUGUGGUCCUUUGGUGUGUUGAUGUGGGAAGUCUUCAGCGAAGGCAAAAUCCCAUACGAAAACCGAAGCAACUCGGAGGUGGUGGAAGACAUCACUACUGGAUUUCGCUUAUACAAGCCCCGCCUGGCCUCCUCGCAUAUCUACCAGAUCAUGAAUCAUUGCUGGAAAGAGAAACCAGAAGACCGGCCACCUUUCUCCAGACUUCUGAGUCAGCUGGGUGAAAUUGCAGAAUCGGGACUUUAGCAGAGACUCGGCAGCAGUUCCUGAGUAGGGGAAGAAAUCCUCCCUCCACAGAGCAUUAAAAGCCGCCACCAGCCCAGGACUCCCCAGAGGCAGCUGGCUUGCAGUGCCGGUCCCUGGGCUGCCACGGAGGCUGGCGCUCAGCCACAGGCACGAGGCUCAGCCAAUGAAGUGAGAGCAGGGCCAGAGCAGCGGCCACGCCUCUCUCUAUCCUCCCUCCAGCCUCUUAUCUCGGGUGGUGCACAAACCUCAAUCUGACAGCUUUCCGGCAACAUUUCUUGCACUUCUUCUUAGAGAGAGAGAGACAGGGUAGGGCCCUGGAUUGUUAUUUUUAUUGUUAUUUUAAACAUGGGUCUAAGGUUAAUGGUCAAGGGACUUUUCAUUUGACCUGGCAGCAGAACAUCCCAGGGGAUGGGGCAAGAAGACCAAGGAGCCUGACUCCCUAUCAAGGAGGACAGUGAGUUAAUUAAGAUCUGAAAGAGUAAGCUCCUCCGUUGUGAUGCUGUUGGCCGCAGCUUCCGGCCGCAGACGAAGGAGCAGCUGCUCACCUCAGAGGCCGGAUAUCCUGAGAAGCAGCGUUAUGAGGCUUAACUCAGAGCACACUGCCACCUGUCUCCUUGAAGGGAGCAUUAUGGACUUGGGUGAACAGUUCCAACCCCAGAGUUGGAGCCCUGGGUGUCUGGUGUCUGGGCGGAAAGAGGGCAUCUGAUGGUAGGGAACCAAGUGGUACAGAGAAAGACGUUAGGUUGUUAUCACGCUGAUGCUCACCUUUAGCACAAGCCAGGCAGGUGACUACGCCUCCCCCUCUGUACAGAAUGCUUCUGCGGGCAUCCUAGGAGGAAAUGGUUGCUUCUGCACACACACUCUGGCCGAGGACUCCAUCAUCGUGUCCCCCACCACCCCCACCUCGAGGAAUCAGCCCCCUCUCUGCCUUCUCGCAUCAACAACAGAGGGCAGCAUUGUGUUGAGCAGUGAUGUCUUGCAAAGAAAUUCAAGCUGGUUUAAGCCAUAUAGAUUUGCAGCUUUAAGGGUGAGACUUUCAGCCUCCCAAAAUUCUGGGAGAGAAACCAGGGGUCUGUUGUUGUUCAAACUAUCUGGAUGGAAACUGAGCCCGUCACUAAGUGGGGUGCUCCUCAGAUGCACAGUGUUGGCCACCGUUGAUUGAGCUCUGAAAUAUGCAAAGUGAGUGUGUCCUGAGUUACAAGACUUCUCUGCAGUUUAUCCCAAGUUCACACCAACCUUGUGAGUUAGUAUUACUAUUCCCAUUUUACAUAUUGUAAAAACUGAGGCUUUCAAAAGCCAGGACACCUGCCGAAAGUGGCAGAGCUAGGAAUUAAGCCCAGGAUUCUAGCUCAUCUGUGUCUGACUCCAGUGCACAGUUUCUUUAUUCCUAUUCAACAUGGUCUUUUACCAAGGACAAAAAGAACUGAUUGCAGAGAAAAUAAACACAGCGGAGGGAAAAGACAGAGAAAGCCAAUAAAGACAUCGACACAGCACCACAAGGAAUUAAUGUUGUUCCUGCACAGACCACUGCGGUUGGCAGUGGAGUCCUCCCACCUGGAGUAGGGUCUUCUCUUUCCUCAGCUAUAGCCUCCCCUUUGUCAGAGGUAAUGAGAUUGGACUUCGCUAAUUAACCCUUUGAUUCACUCAACCUAGCAGAGUCAUGUCGUGUGAAGCCAUUUAGGUGGGCUUCAAAGCAGCCUGGGAAGAUUCUCCUGCGGAAGUAUGUAGAAGGCUUUCUUUCCUCCAACUUUGAGCUGGCUGCAGUCUUCUUGGACACUUUGUAGGGCUGGGAAUUCCAGGAUGUAAGAGAGCGUUAGUUUUCCUGCAGUGUUCAGAUGAAACUCAGGGAGGAAUUGUUGAAUGACGUUUUGACCGGCUGGAGACCCAGGUACAUAGCUUUUAACUACAGCUAUUGUGAAACUGGAGGCCCCAAGAUAAAACUCUGUCAUUCAGAAGAUGAUCUUACAUUCAACUUAUCCAAAAUCAUCCCUCUGCACUUGCUGGCAUUUUGUACAUUCUCUUUUGGCAUCCGUAAUUAGAGAUGAUUUCUGGAACAUCCAGCCUAGAAGGAAAACAUCGGAGCUGACUGAUUUCUGCGGUCUGGUUUAGGAGACCCGCCUCGCAUGUCAUUAUCUUGUUCAAGCGCAGGUUCAUAGCGGUCUUAGCUGACCUCGUGUAGACAGUUUCGCUCCCGUUGUCCUAGCCUGCAAAAUGGGCUUUCUGGCCUGUUUGUUGUUAUUGUUUUUUUUUAAUCAUUUUGAAAAUGGUGCCACAUAUUCACAGGGAAUUCCUUUAAACAAGGUUUUGGUUCUUAAUGCAUUUUAUAGUUUUUGCCUUUUGUACCUUUUGAGACUAUGUAUUUAUGUACGCAUAGAUGGGAUAUUUAUUAGUGUACAGUCAUUGCUAGCAUUCACAAUAAAAACAUUAUGAAUGUCUCUUACCCUUCAUCAAGCACACAAAGUUAAAGGUUAGGUCCAGCAAAUAAAGCUGCCCAUUUUAAUAAC
Messenger RNA from Phyllostomus hastatus (greater spear-nosed bat), 4499 nucleotides. RefSeq names its product IL2 inducible T cell kinase (gene ITK). Gene Ontology annotation, biological process: T cell receptor signaling pathway; intracellular signal transduction; adaptive immune response. The record is from RefSeq and is a predicted model, not a curated record. Gene Ontology annotation, molecular function: ATP binding; protein binding; non-membrane spanning protein tyrosine kinase activity. Bases 133 to 1995 code for a protein of 620 amino acids. The transcript is spliced from 17 exons. Lineage: Eukaryota; Metazoa; Chordata; Mammalia; Chiroptera; Phyllostomidae.